This is a messenger RNA of Calidris pugnax (ruff), 4684 nucleotides long. It is a transcript of the gene RGS7, whose product is annotated as regulator of G-protein signaling 7. Lineage: Eukaryota; Metazoa; Chordata; Aves; Charadriiformes; Scolopacidae. Gene Ontology annotation, biological process: G protein-coupled receptor signaling pathway; intracellular signal transduction; regulation of G protein-coupled receptor signaling pathway. The transcript has 19 exons. Bases 377 to 1864 code for a protein of 495 amino acids. The record is from RefSeq and is a predicted model, not a curated record.
UUUUCGGUGAGCGAGCCGAGAGCGCCGAGGAGGAGGAGGAGGAGAGCUGCUGUGUGGCGGAGCGGCAGCAACAGCAGCAGCACCUUUGACGUGCCCGUCCCCCACGUGACGGCCGCUCCAUUGCGGAGAGGGAGCUGAGCUGCCGCCGCUCCGGCAGAGCAGGGGAGAGCCGCAGCCUCGGCGGCGGCAGCAGCGGCAGCAGCCGCGCCUCCGCCCGCAGUGCGUGUGUGUGAUGAGCGAUCACCGCGUCCCUCCGCCCGCUGCCGGCUGACACCGACCGCAGGGGCGCAGGAGGAGGAGGCGAGGACCCGCGGCCACCGCGCAGUGACCUUGGCCCAGGAGUGCAACGUUCAAAAGCGGAUCAAAUCUUUGGGACAUGGCACAAGGAAAUAAUUAUGGGCAAAGCAGCAACGGGGUGGCUGAUGAAUCCCCAAACAUGCUGGUAUAUAGAAAGAUGGAAGACGUCAUAGCCCGCAUGCAAGAUGAGAAAAAUGGGAUUCCUAUUCGUACAGUCAAAAGUUUUCUUUCCAAGAUUCCCAGCGUCUUUUCUGGUUCAGACAUUGUUCAAUGGUUAACGAAGAACUUGUCUAUAGAGGACCCAGUGGAAGCUCUGCAUUUGGGGACAUUGAUGGCAGCCCAUGGCUAUUUCUUUCCAAUCUCAGACCAUGUUCUAACACUAAAGGAUGAUGGAACCUUUUAUCGAUUCCAGACACCCUAUUUUUGGCCAUCAAAUUGUUGGGAGCCGGAAAACACAGACUAUGCUGUUUACCUCUGCAAGCGGACAAUGCAAAACAAAGCAAGACUAGAGCUAGCAGACUACGAAGCUGAGAGUUUGGCCAGGCUACAGCGAGCAUUUGCUCGGAAAUGGGAGUUUAUUUUUAUGCAAGCUGAAGCACAAGCAAAAGUGGACAAAAAGAGAGACAAGAUAGAGAGGAAGAUUCUUGACAGCCAGGAACGAGCAUUCUGGGAUGUGCACCGGCCGGUGCCUGGAUGUGUGAACACUACUGAAGUGGAUAUAAAAAAAUCUUCAAGAAUGAGAAAUCCACAUAAAACAAGAAAGUCUGUCUAUGGCUUACAAAACGACAUUCGAAGUCACAGCCCUACCCACACACCAGUACCAGAGACUAAGCCACCUACAGAAGAUGAACUACACCAAGAGAUUAAGCACUGGCAAAUGCAAUUAGACAGACAUAGAUUAAAAAUGUCAAAAGUUGCAGAGAGUCUAUUAGCUUAUACAGAGCAGUAUUUGGAAUAUGAUCCUUUUCUUGUGCCCCCUGAUCCCUCAAACCCUUGGAUAUCGGAUGACACCACUUUCUGGGAACUGGAGGCCAGCAAAGAGCCAGGACAGCAGAGGGUGAAACGGUGGGGGUUUGGCAUGGAUGAAGCUUUGAAAGACCCUGUGGGAAGAGAGCAGUUUCUCAAAUUCCUGGAGUCAGAAUUCAGUUCAGAAAAUUUAAGGUUCUGGCUAGCAGUAGAAGACCUGAAGAAGAGGCCUAUCCGUGAAGUUCCUGCUCGCGUCCAAGAAAUCUGGCAAGAAUUUCUUGCUCCAGGUGCACCCAGCGCUAUCAAUCUAGAUUCAAAAAGUUAUGACAAAACCACGCAGAAUGUAAAGGACCCUGGAAGAUACACAUUUGAAGAUGCUCAGGAGCACAUUUACAAACUGAUGAAAAGUGAUUCUUAUCCUCGUUUUAUACGAUCCAGUGCCUACCAGGAGCUGCUACAGGCCAAGAAAAAGUUGGAAAACACUCUGGAUCGUCGAACAUCUUUUGAGAAAUUCACACGCAAUGUGGGCAGAAACAUCCCUAUUUUCCCAUGCCAUAAAAACUGUACACCAACACUGAGGGCGAGCACUAACCUGUUAUGAAAAGAGGGGAAAUCGCUCACAUCAAAGAGGUUAACCAGUCUAGUGCAGUCCUACUAAAAGGAUCACCUUGUAGCAUGGAAGCAGACUCAAAUCAUUAUACAUACUUUGUAGCUCACUGAUUGCCUGACUCAGAGGACAGUAGAACAAGAUGUUGCAUGAGCAAGGACCUGACUUGUUUUCUUUUGUGUAUACUAAGGCAUUACAGACUCCGAGGGACUCUCUAGCCUUUCGAUGCCUCCAUUUCGAAAACUGUCUGCUCACUUCCUCCUUCAUAUCAAGCUGGAUCUAUGUCUUUUUAUUUUCUGCAAGCUCAAGUACAGUGAAAAAAAAGCUUCUGCUAGGCACAGUUUAUUAAAAAAAUACGUCAAUCAAAACUGGAAGAAAUGUAAAAAUUGCAUAUAUUAAUAAAUAUACAUAUGGCAUCACAUUUAUUGCACAAUGAAUUAGCACAGAAGGUUUCAUUUCACUGAUGUAUUCACAUUGAGAAAGAAAGCCUGUGUCUUUGUCUGUUGUCUGUAUAUUCUCUGUUAAUGUUUCUUGCAUUUAUUUUUAUACCAUAUUUAAAAAAGAACACCUUUUACUCCAGAUGUAUUAAAGUUGAUCCUUUCUCUGUAAAUUUGUGUAUGUUUAUAUUGUUGUUUUAUCUUUCAUUAAAAGAUGCAGAAUCUCUUUCCUUUGGGAAGUUUGAGAUUUUAAUAUUGAAUCUGAAGAUUAGUCAAGAGCAAAAAAAAUCCCCAAAAGUUUCACACCUUGUGCUUUCUAAAGUGACAUGAAAUGGCAUUUUCUUUCUCUCAGUGACACCGAAUCAAACACACUUUAUUGACAAUCAUUUACUUUUUAUUUUAUUUUUAUCAAGCUAGCAGCAGAGAGACCUUUCCAGCUUGCUCAUCAUCACAUAAGCAAACCUUUCAGUAAGCCAGACCGGUGAGCACGGCCUGCUCAGCGAUCCAGUCGCUACCCCACACCGGAUCGACUGAGCCGCAUUUCCUUAGAACGGGCAUCAACAAAGCUGGCUGAGAGCACAGGUGCAUACUUGCUAAAUAGGAAGGACAGUGUUGUUUUCUCCUUGCUGUCACUUGUGAUACAACGCAACGUUUUAAGCCGAGAAGGGAGUAGUUUGGGAGUGCUGAGUUGACUGUUUGUAGAGCAAAGCUUGGCUAGUCACUCAGGAGGCUGUCCUUUUAAUUCGGGGGCUCCAUUCAGGUGUCCUGUAGUAUGUCUGCUGCUGAGGCUCCUCACACAGAUACCUAUUGACGGAUUUAUGAGAGCAUGUAGCUGUUGCCUGUGAGACAGCAGAUAUGGCGCUUCUGAGGCUAAACUGAGCUGGAACCAGAAACCUCUGCUGGGCUUAAGAAACAGCACUUUUGACCGAGAGAGAUGACGCAAGGACAGUCGGCAGAAUCUCUGAGUAGAAAAGCAAUGAUGGGAACUAAGUCAAAUGACAAAAUGCUUCUAUCUCCAGGGCAUGGUAGGGUGCGUAGGACAAACAAGCCUCUUUAGCAAUGCCCAGGAUAGACUCAGGACAGCCAACUCUAGUGCCAUCUGUCAUACUGCCUUUGGUUUGAUAUUGAGAAACAGGAGUCUUGUCUCAAAGGAACUACAAAAGCUAAAAAUGCACACACACACACAAAGUGGGACAGUCAUAGACACAAUCAGGCAAUAAAUUUGAAUACAUUAAUGCUAGAGUUGCCUCACUUAGCAUCGGAUACCUACCCGAGCUGUUGCUGCCGCUAGGGACAGGGCUCCUCCCAGAGCAGCUGUGGGCACAAGGGAGCUGAGGUGCCUUCUGCAGGGAGCGCUCACUUCUCCUCUGCCUCUGUCUGCCACCCUGCAGCCACAGCCCUGACUGCAGCGUCUCUGAAGAGGUAGUCUGAAUGAAUUCAGGACCAACCACAUUAUAAAUCACCAUGAUUUUUUCUCGGUUGGGGUUUCUGGAGGGUUGGGGUUUUUGUUUGCUCUUUGUUUUCACAUGCCACUGUUUCUGGUUUCUAGCUAGGAGGAUAAUCACUGCUUUAAAGUGUCUCAGUUUUUGUUAGCACAAUUCUACUAAGCUUUUAUCAGAAAACGUUGAAAAUGCCCCAUGAGAGCUUGAUUUUAUCUAGAGCUCCAUCUAGGUCAACUCAAAAUAUUCACAGUCUAGGGAGGCCAGAUGAAUUUUAAUAAAUAGCCACAUUGAACCCUGGAUCUUAAACUCUGAGAUUUAAUUUUCCUUCACCACAGAAAUGUGAGCUCUGAGGCCUGAACUUGGGGCCAAGCAAUCCACAGAAAUUUGGGCUCUGUUUCACUUCUCAGUGCCAAAUAGAGAUAUUUAUUUCCAAACUCCUGCUGCCACCAAUUGCAUCAGCUGGUAUAUUGCCUUUUUUGCCUUAGGAGUUAACUGAUUAGAUACUAGUGUCUGCUUUGAAGAAUCAGUCCCUUCUAAUAACUAAUGUUUCAAAUUCAUGCAUUGGAUAUUUCACGCAACUUUACCCAAAUAAUUUUUUUUUUUUUUCAAAAUCACUUUGGAACAACUACUGGCUGAUGAAAAGAUGUGGGGCAUUUGUAUUCCUGAACCUUUUUUGCACUUCUUCUAGUUUUUUUCUUUCAGUAAAUAUGGAGUCUCUAUUGAAUGGAUGGCUUUUCCUGUAUUGGACAGGAUUUAACACAAUGUCUGUAAAGUACAAAUGUGCAUUACUAAUAAUUAUUUCAAAGUAGCCAGGGAGCUAUAUCAAGGUUUUACUUGAGUGUGGGUUCAAGUGAUGCAACUCCACUGUUACACAUGAAUUAAUUUGGCCCAAACAGACCAAAUAAAAUCUGUUCUGCAACCAGUUGGCUUUUAAA